GAUGAAAUAUCGACGGAGUGUCAUCUCUCUAAACUCAGUGAGUCUGUCGACAAGUCGUGUGGUGGUAGUGGUGAAAACUUAUAAGUUUUAACAAAUGCAUUUAAAAUAUCGUUAAAAGAAUAUAAAUUAUCACAAUUUGUGAUAAAAACUCUUCGAAUAAGACUCUAUCACAGUGUACGCGUGUGCAAAGUAACAAAUAAGAAAUUUACAAAAAAGGUAAAUCGACGUCGACGACAACUGAAUACCUAAAAGCAACAGAGCAACAGAGCAACAACAACGAAUCAGCGGCACGCAGAAUAAAGAAACAAGGAAACAUUUGCACAGCAACCAACAACCAGCAACCAACAAGCGACAGCAACAGCAACAGAAACUGCAGAGCUCCGACAAGAAAAACCACUUCAACGAAAGAGGAUAACAUAUUGAAAGAGCUCUGCACACUCGCAUUCGCACACACACAUAUAUACGCAGGCUCACAAACACAAUCGACAACGGAGCUGCCAACUAACACGUAUAUGUACGUGGGAAAGUAAACCGACAUCUUUUUACGACAUCGUCUCGAAGUCGUCGUAUAGUUUUGCAAUCAGGCGAGAGAGCGAGCGAGCAAGUUUGAACUCAGUUUGGACAGACAAGCAGACAAGCAGGGCCAGGGCCAGCCCUUUGAUAACGCAAGCAACACACGAAUACACGCACACACACACACACUUACGCCCACAGAGAGAGCAAAGUCAAGCGAUCAACGAAAAGAGCGAGCUCAGCUGGGCACAGGGAGAGAAAGAGAGAGAGAGAGCAAGUGGGAGCACUAAAGGUGAGAGAGUCUGGUUGGCGUCGAGACUUCGUUGUAGCUGUUGCUGUUCGGUGUUUCCUAACAACCGUUAAUACACAGUCGGACGCAUAGCGAAUUUGGAAAUCACGACAGUGGCAUCGCAUUCGUGAAAGUGCGUCGUAGCUGUGCGUGUGCGUGAGCGUAAGCGAAGAGAGUGUUGUUCAAAUUGAAUGCGAGUUAUUUGAGUGCAUUUACGAAACAACCAGUGUUGCCACAUCGCAUGCAGCAACUUAGGCACAUGCAAACGAGUUGUAUUAAUAACUAGAAAAAGAAUCAGAGAGAGCGAAAGCGAGGAAACACACAUACUUUAAACACCAAGCACUCCAGACUCCAAAUGAAAACGCUAGUGCUCAGUCCAGACGAUCUGCAGAACUUUAACAAGUUCAUCUACGAUCCAAAGUCGGCGGCCCAGCUGGCCGCUAGUGCAGGCGCCAUUGCAGCAGCUGCCCAUGGACAUGGGCAUGGACAUGGACAAGGAGGCGUGCAGCUGGUGGCGGGUGGAACCACAGUGCCCGUCUCAACAACAGUGGGCACCGUGUGCGGUGCGGGUACUGGCACAGUGAACAACAGCACCAAUAAGAUAAUGGCCCUCCACUACUAUCUGAACCAUCAGGGCAACUAUGUGGGUGUGGGCACCCAGCCAGCGAUUAGCCAGCCGGCCAGCAACAGUGCAGCGGCUGUACAUGCACAGCAGCAACAUCAGCAGCAACAAUUGUUGGCCCAGUCGCAGACACAGUUAAAGCAGUUGCAGCUGAAGCAGCCAACAAUUCACCAGCACCAGCAGCACAUUAGUUACCACCAUCAUCACCCAUACUACCAGCAGCAGACACAGCAACAGACGCAGUUGAGCCACAGCCAUCCAGCCAGCACACAUCAUGCCCAGCACAAGGCGCAGGUGCAGGUGCAAACAAACAGCAGCCAACAUCAACAACAACAACACCAACAGCAGCAGCAACAAAGCCAACUGCCUGUGCAUGCCUUGAAUCAGAAUUCGAAUUUCUCGGCGGCCAGUUCCAGCACGGGAGGAGGCACUGCCUCCAGCCAUGCGCCUACGCAACAGUCAAACGGCUCGAGCGUUUCACCCACAAUCAUCAGUCAUCAACCUCGCGCCGUCGUUGCUGGUGGCAGCAAUAGCAACAUAGCAGCUGCUGCAAAUGCUCUGCUGCGUGCGACAGCAGUGGCAAAUGGUCCAGCGUCGUCAACGUCACUAUCGUCGUCGUCAUCGUCAUCAGCGUCGUCAUCCUCGUCCACGUCGUCCGCCUCAUCAACAUCCACAUCCACAUCCGGCUCUGCCAACUGUGCCAAGAAACUGAAAACUGAGCCGCUGCUCUCGCAAUACAAUCAAACGGAACGCCUCAACUUUGCCAACACGUACAUUGUGUGGAGUGAGGAGCAUUGGCGCCGAGUCAUCUUCCACGACGAGCGUCGCUUCAACUUGGACGGCCCGGACGGUUUCUCCUAUUACUUUCACGAUCUACGCAAUUACGAGCGCAAACUGUCGCAGAGACCGCGCGGCAACUCAGUCUACAUCUACCUGAUGAUAUGUGUGGGCGGGCCCAUUCACCUGGAGGUGUCAUCUGCCAAGCAACGGCCCGAAUCCUGCAUUGAAGCGAUCAUGCGAGAGCGUCCAAACAUUGUCAGCAAACUGGGCGGCAACACGGAGUUCGUUCUCCAGGAUCACAACUGGAUGUCGCACGCCCUGCCCACCGCCCAGGAGCUGCUCAAUGUCGAGGGCUUUAAGACGCAAAAGUGGCCAACGAUCGCCCACGAUUUGAAUAUCAUGGAGAACAUUUGGGGCUGGCUAAUCCGCGAGGUGUUCGAUGGCGGGCGAAAGUUUUCGCGCAAAGACGACUUGAUCUUCCGCAUCAAGGAGGCGUGGUCUCGCUUACCCCACGAUCUGAUCACCAACCUGUACAGCACGCUCCCCGAACGCAUCACCGAGCUGUAUUACACUCAAGGCGUCUACACGAAUUGUUGACAACCGACGCUGCAAAGCGCUGGAUGUGAUGAGUGUAACGAUGAUGAGGAUAAUAAUGAUGCUGGGAGUGGGCAGGGACAGGGAAAGGAACACGUGACAGUGGCACAUGACAGAGGCACCUCCCUCAUAUGGCAGCUGCUUACACGCAUCACGUUCUAAGUGGCCCGUUCACAUGAUGAUCCUAGAAACGGCAAGUGGACGGGGACGAGGACGACGACGUUGGCGAUCGUAAAAUCUUUUCGUACAUUUAACUUGACAUUUUUUUGUGUAUAGCUUUAAGACGUGUGCGUGCAACUCUGCAGACGGGAGCAACCGAAUCUGAAUCAAUAUCUGUAUCUGUAUCUGCUGCUGUCCGCAUUCGAUUAUGUUUAGUUAUGUAUUAAUAUAUAUGCGAGAUUCCCGCACGCCACGUGUGCCAACACUGGCAAUUCCAUGGGGACAUCCUUAUGUUGUUGUUUCAGUGUUGUCAUGCCGCUUUGUAAUUAGUGUUUUUAUGCAACUGCAGUAAUCCCCUAGUUCCUCCUCCCUCACACACAUCCCUAUCCUCGCCCCUACUUAGUUGUAAGAUCUACUUUUAGUUGUCCUUUUAAAAUAGCUCCAAAACUUCCCCCCAUCCAAUAUCGAUGUGUCCCCGAGAAACUAGUUACAAAAAAUUAUAUUAUUUGAACUUAACUCAUUUUGUUGAUUGUUUUUAGUUAUGCAAAAGAUGAAAAUAGAAAAGUGCGAACAAAAUUAAUGCAAAGCGAGAAAAAUAAACUUGUAACUAAAGUAUUAUUUUAAGGCAUAGUUUUUUGUUGUAGCAAAAUACUUACACAAAACAAUACAGAAAAAAACAAAAGAAAAUUAAACUAAAAUUCUAUCAUGUAAAAUUGUUUACGAACAGAAAUUAUAUUUAAACUAAUUAUCAAUGUAAUUAAUACAUACCUAUUAAAAUUGAACGAUACAAGAAAAUAGGAAGAUGAAAGAGAGUGCGAGAGCGAAAAAAAAGUGUUAAUUUAGGAUCAAAAUCAACUAGUUUGGUAACUCUGAAGAGAAAUAAAACAAAAGAACAACAAGUACUUGUGAACUUUGAUAUCAUGCUGAAUACAUUAAAAACGCAAUUCAUUCAUUUGACCAUCCGACCAGUGGAACAAGCAGUUCCAAUUCUGGCACCUGAUCAUACAGAUCAUCCUCCCUGCCAUUAAAAAAAAGAUAAUUGACGACUUGAGCACUCGAAAAAGUGUCCUAGUGAUGUUAACCUAGUCGGUUAAUAAAAGGAUUGAGUACAUAUAUACUGUGUGUGUUUGUGUGUGUAUAUAUGGUGUUUGCAUACAUACACAUAAAUAGACAUAUAUAUAAAUAUAAAGUACACAUAAAAAUAUAAACUUACAAACUUAGCAUACGACGAACUGAACAAACAAACAAAAUUGCAGGCAUCUAAUCUUUAAACAUAGAACACAAAA
Messenger RNA from Drosophila innubila, 4243 nucleotides. RefSeq lists its product as uncharacterized. Gene Ontology annotation, molecular function: nucleic acid binding. The transcript has 2 exons. NCBI's taxonomy places the organism in Eukaryota, Metazoa, Arthropoda, Insecta, Diptera, Drosophilidae. The record is from RefSeq and is a predicted model, not a curated record. The coding region runs from base 1158 to 2801 and encodes 547 amino acids.